This is a messenger RNA of Neocloeon triangulifer, 1361 nucleotides long. RefSeq lists its product as uncharacterized. NCBI's taxonomy places the organism in Eukaryota, Metazoa, Arthropoda, Insecta, Ephemeroptera, Baetidae. The transcript has 6 exons. Gene Ontology annotation, molecular function: S-adenosylmethionine-dependent methyltransferase activity. Bases 55 to 1113 code for a protein of 352 amino acids. The record is from RefSeq and is a predicted model, not a curated record.
UCACUUUUGGGUGCCUCCUCUAUUUUGAAUCAACAAAACUAAUCUGUCUCGAGAAUGAGCGAAAGUGAGUCGAAGAUGCACGCCCUUUGGUCCUUCAUGGGCCGGCGACGGGUUCGCCAGGGCCGUUUCAUGUUGUUGGCAGCUUGCUCCGUGGCUGUGUUUAUCCUGGUGAUAUCUCAGGGCUUGUUUCGGGAGCGGCCCUUGCCUGAUAACCAAGAUUGCUUUCGUAAUUUCCGCAUCAAUGAAACCAACGUCCAGGGGUCGUACGCGAAGUGGCUGGCCGUCUUCGGAGGGCUUUUCCUACCCCAGAGCUCCAUUCAGCAGGAUGUCUUUGACAACUGGUACAGAUAUCCCAAAUCAUUAUCCAAUAAAAUGAACCGUAUUGAUGUCCGAGGUGACGAAGGUUGGCUCUUGGACGCUAUUAGGGACAAUUUCCUCAUGAGUCCCUCGACUGCUGAUGUGCCCUACUGCUUGGAGAAUCCGAACCUGCAUGACCCCUCGAUGGGCCAGUCACAGAAAAUAAUGCGCUUGCUUAAUAACCAAACCAAUGGAUUUUUCGUCGAGUGUGGCGCCUUGGACGGGGAGACUCGUUCCAACACCCUGUACUUCGAGAGGUUCCUCGGAUGGAAGGGUUUGCUGAUCGAGGCCGACCCUUUGAAUUUCAUGAAGGCUUUGCCCAGAAGACGCAAAGCUUGGCUCUCACCCACCUGCCUCAGUCUUGCACCUCAUCCCACCAAAGUUUCCUUCAAACAAAAGGAGAACCAGGGCAGCAUCAGCAAAGACCCUGCUGGAGUGAAUAAAGAGGGACAAGUGGACGUCCAGUGUCUGCCUUUGUACACUCUUCUUUUGGCCCUCAACCGAACCUCAAUAGACUAUUUCAGUCUGGACGUUGAAGGCAGUGAGCUGGCUGUGCUUAAGACGAUUCCUUUUGAUAAAGUCGACAUUAAAACUCUCUCCGUAGAAUUCAUCCACGUGGGUGGUGGCAAAGGAAAGGAAGAUCUCCGCCACUUUAUGGAGGCCAAAGGUUAUGUCGUUGAUAGUGAAGUCACCCACCCCAAUUGGCUCGCCAACGAUUUCAUUUUCGUCCGAAAAGACUUGCUUUCUUCAAAUUGAAACUCGCUAGUUGCUGCUCAUUAUAAAACUAAUAUUUACCAAACCUUAUAUAGUAUUAAGAACUUAUUGUUAGUUCAAGCACAAUUUCGUGUCACGGACAAUGCCAAGUUUAAGCACAGAAAGUCCAGAUGCGCUUGUUACAGUCCUCUUAAAAGAGCAAACCCUAGUCACUGAGUGACUGUUGAUGGAAAAGGAGCUGUGUAAUUUGGAUUUAAUAUGAAUUAAAAUGUUGCAAACUUUUGAUCGCA